Molecule: messenger RNA, 966 nt
Organism: Archocentrus centrarchus (flier cichlid)
Lineage: Eukaryota; Metazoa; Chordata; Actinopteri; Cichliformes; Cichlidae
Product: odorant receptor 131-2-like
Exons: 1
Coding region: 1-966 (321 amino acids)
Biological process (GO): G protein-coupled receptor signaling pathway; detection of chemical stimulus involved in sensory perception of smell
Cellular component (GO): membrane
Molecular function (GO): olfactory receptor activity; G protein-coupled receptor activity; odorant binding
Source: RefSeq, a predicted model, not a curated record
AUGCAGAAUCUGACUGAACUUCCUGUUAAUGCAACGUCUCAAAAAAGGCUGGCGGUUAUCAUCAAGGUGUGUGCAGUUAUCCCCUUCUUCUGCGCCUUCCUCUGCUGCAUCGUUGUCAUGCUGCACAUCUUUGCCUCUCAAAGGCAGUUCCUAGAUAGCUCUCGAUAUAUCCUGUUUGCUCACAUGCUGAUCAAUGACACCCUGCAGAUCCUGUCCUCUGUGCUGCUCUUCCUGUUUGUAAUGGGUCAGGUGAAAUUUCCUGUUGUCUACUGUGUUCCACUGUUGUUCGUAUCCACCGUCACUUACCAGAACACACCGUUAAUCCUGGCUGCAAUGUCACUGGAGCGUUAUGUUGCCAUUUUCUAUCCCCUGCAGCGCCCCGCUGCCUGGCACUCAGGCCGUAUCUGGAUCAUUAAUCUUUGUCUGUGGCUUAUAAGCUGCAUGUUCCCCAUCAUCGAGUACUCCAUCGGGAAGCAAGAUCCUGCUGUGAAAAUCCUCUCUACCCCUGUGCUCUGCAAAACUGUAGUUUUCAGCUCAUCUCCAAUCCAAGUAUUGUUCAGAAGUGCUGUGAGUGUGAUGUUCUUUGCAGUUGUGGCUGUUGUCAUCUUCUUCACAUACGUGAGAAUCCUGCUGGAAACCAGGAAGCUGAGACAGGACAGAGUAUCUGUGAACAAAGCCAUGCACACCGUGCUGCUGCACGGCUUUCAGCUGCUUCUGUGCAUGUUGGCUUUCACUCUCCCCGUCACCGAAAAACUCAUAUUGCUGAUCACCAACUGGCUACUAGAAGACAUUAUCUUUUUCAAUUAUUUCUGUUUUAUCUUAAUCCCGCGCUUUCUCAGCCCACUCAUCUACGGCUUCAGAGAUCACAGUCUGAGGCGCUACGUUGGUAAAACAUUCCUCUGCUGCUCAAACAAAGUCAAACCCCAUGUCAGAAACAAACAACGGGACCGUUCGUUUGCUUCUUAA